Molecule: messenger RNA, 2355 nt
Organism: Sporothrix brasiliensis 5110
Lineage: Eukaryota; Fungi; Ascomycota; Sordariomycetes; Ophiostomatales; Ophiostomataceae
Exons: 1
Coding region: 1-2355 (784 amino acids)
Biological process (GO): DNA-templated transcription; regulation of DNA-templated transcription
Molecular function (GO): DNA binding; DNA-binding transcription factor activity, RNA polymerase II-specific; zinc ion binding
Source: RefSeq, a predicted model, not a curated record
AUGGAUUCUGGCCCACCUACGCCCCGGGUGCGCGCAAGAUCGCGUGUGGCCUGCGUGACGUGCAACCGCCGCAAGGUGCGCUGCAAUGUGGCGCAGACUGGGCCGCCGUGCACCAACUGUCGGGACGGCAGUGUCGAGUGCGUCACAGUGCCUCGAAAGAAGCACAAACCAAGACGGUCGCGAGCGGCUCCGCUGGCGCCAGCCGUCAAGCCCGGUGUGACGGUGCCUCGCUCGCCGCCGGAGAGAGCACCUACCCUGGGGCCGUCUGGCGAGGCAUCUCCCUCCCGUCUGACCCCCGAAGCGGACGGCCGGCUGCCCGACGACGAUGCCACAUCGUACAUUGGCGACAACAGAGGGCCUCGCCAGUCGGUCUAUGAGCUGUGUCAUCCACAAACGCCACAGGAUGCACGGCUGCCGGAUGUUGCUGAAGGGCGAGACAACGGGGAGAGCAACCGUGCCAGCAGUCUGUGGGCGGCCCACGAGCUUGCCUAUCUCCGCCACGAGGGCGCAUUCCAGACAUUGCCACCGGAUCUGAGCGAUGGCCUCGUGCGGGUCUACUUUGAGCACGUCCACUUCUUCAUGCCCAUCCUGGACGCCGCCGAUGUGCUCAGGGCGCACACGCGCCAUGGCGCUGCCGGACUGCAUCCCCUGCUCUGCUGGAGCAUGUGUCUGGCGGCGGCCAACUUCGUCUCCGACGACGUGCUCGCCAAAACCGGCUAUGCGUCCCGCAAGGCCAUGAAGCAGGCCAUGUACGCGCGGGCCAAGUGCCUGUACGACCUGGACCGGUCGACGGACAAGGUGACGCUGAUCCAGGCGGUGCUGCUCAUGGGCUUUUGGUACACGGACGCCUACGACCACACGGGCGCCUGGCACUGGGUGGGGAUUGCCAUCAGCCUGGCGCAGUCGUUGGGGUUUCAUCGAAAGCCGACGCGACGUGGACGCGAGGACGGUGGCGACAAAAACCAUGCCCGCCGGGCCAGCCUCGUCCGCCGUAUCUGGUGGACCUGUCUGGUGCGGGAUCGCUGGGUGGCUCUUGCCAAGGGACGGCCGAUGCGCAUACACGACGAAGACUGCGACGUGCCACGCCCCGUGCUCGACGACUUUUCCGGCGACCUGGACGCGGCUGCCAGCCCGGCGUUCCAGCAUCUUGUGCCGGCUGGGGGUGCCGAGACCGCGGCAUCCCUCGCCCGCAUGUGGCUGCGUCUCGUCACGAUCAGCGCCCUGCUCGGCCGCAUUGUGCGCGCCCACUACCGCGUGCAAGGUCUGCCGCCGUCGCUCGAGGACAUGGACGCCUUUGAAAAGGAGCUUCGGGCCUGCGGGCCGUCGGAUGCUGCAGCUGCAGACGACCCCGAGAUGGCCGACCAUCUCCGUCUCCAUGCCAAGCACGUCGACCUCUUUUACAAUGCCACCGCGGCCAUCUUGUACCGGCCGUAUCUCUUGCAGGCCCCAGCGUCCUUGCCUCGUGGUGCCAGUCCGGCAUGGCAGCGAGACGUCGCCCGUCGUGCGCGUGCCGCCGCCGCCCGCACCAACGACACCCUCAACACCCUCAUCGAGCUCGACGCCAUCCACCAGCUCAAGCCCAUGACCAUCACAGCGCUCGUGCCUGCCAUGCAGAUCCACCUGUUUGAUUUCUGCAAGGCAGCCACGCCGCUGCUGCGCAGCCUCGGCAAGAACAAGCUGGGGCUGUGUCUGCUGGUGCUUUCUCACAUCCGGCGAACCUAUUGGAGCGCGAGCGUGAUCCACCGUCUGUUUUCACGGGCCCAGCAAAUCUUGCAGCAGGGAGCGCCUGCGACGUCGGUGGCAGCUGAGGAAGUGGCGGACAGGCGCCCGACGGCAACAGAGACGGCACCAAAAAUGCUGCCCGAGCCACGGCAACGAGAACAAAACAUGCGAGAGAGAUCACCUACAACCACGACCACACAACCCAUCUGCUAUGAGACACAACAGCAUCCGCCUCCACACCAAGACGACACCAUGCACAGUCACAGCAGCUACGACGCUGGAAUGCCCACGCCAACACCCACCGUCACGCCAACAUCGUCUGCCCAGCCCUUUGCGCAGCACUUCGUGCCCAGCCUGCACCAGAGCUUGCCACCGAGUCUACCGCACACACAACACAUCCCGUCCAGUCUCCCACAUCCACAACAGCAGCCUGCCCUUUCCCUACAACAGCCGGACGCCGGCUGGUGGGACGAGCCUGCCACGUUUUGGAACGUCGACCUGCUGCUGAGUCCCGGCUUUGCUCUCUCCGACGACGUUUACCAGACUCUGUUUGAAACCUACAGCGAUGGCAGUCACAAUGCGAACGCAACCAACACGGGCUCGAAUGGGAUGAGCAUGGUGUAUAUGCAAUGA